Messenger RNA from Penicillium olsonii, 402 nucleotides. Lineage: Eukaryota; Fungi; Ascomycota; Eurotiomycetes; Eurotiales; Aspergillaceae. The record is from the annotation of a GenBank genome assembly.
AUGGCGCCGCAUAUGGGACAAGAUGAGUUCUUCUCAUCACUCGCCGAUCUACUCUCCAAGACUUCGCAAAAGGCCCGCGGAUCCGUCAUCCUUACUCAAAAGCCCUUGAUCGACGUCCCCGGUGCCACAACUACAAGCGCUCAACCAUCAAUCCUCAUCCGAGCCACCGAUGGAAACACCAAUGCGCCCAACCCCAAGUCCGCAAGCAAAGACGGAAAGAUAACCAAGAGCAAGUCCACAAAGAUCAAGAUCUCAACAGUCGUUAACCCCGAAGACCUGGAGGCCUUUUACACUCGCUAUGCGGAGGUUUGCAAGGGAGGCAUGACUGGCCUGAAGAAGCGAGACCGCCGUGGCCGCAAGGCGAAGACUAAGGGCGGAGCUGCUAAGGCCACCAAGGCCUAG